AGGGAGCGUAGCUGCCGAGUUUGUUUUGCGAAAGAAAGCAUAUCCCAACCGCCUCCUCCACUCGUAUUCUGCAGACUUUUUUCCUCAUGAUCAACAACAAGAACGAUGCUGCUCCACGGCAGUAGUACUCGCGGCGCGCGAGGCCAUCCACAAAAUCGUUCACGAGGAAGAGGUCGCGGGUCAACGAGUCGAGGAGCUUCAAGCUCCAGUAAGUCCACAAGACAUGCUUCCCACCAUGAUUCCCCCAUUCAACGGCGCCCGCGUAAUGCGCGCCCAGCUCCCAAUUUCAAAUCCAAUUCACUUUUAGUUGCAUCACUUAGGAACAACUUUCGUUUUAGAAACAAUUACUCAAGCAACCAUCAUAUAGACACAUCGCCCACCACCGACUCCACCGACCAAAACCCCUUCGAGAACGAGCGACGAGAGAACGCUGCGAGACGCGCACUGAGAGGGCAGAGCUCAUCAGCACAGAACGGACGAGGAGGAAGUCUACGAGGGCGCGACGGGAAAGCCCAGGUCAACAACACUAAGCAGGUCCGAUUUGCGGAUCCUCCCACCGACAAGAAAAUGAAUCCCUUUGCCAGCGCACCAGUGGCAGCUCCAAGAAAUCCCUUCGACACCGCGAAGAAACCAGUCGCCUCCCCCUUUGGUUCUGCUGCGGCUUCCGCUGUCAACCCAUUUGCUACGAAGCAGGAUGCGCCAGCCAAUACUUUUGGAGCACACAACCCAUUUGGAGCUCCUACGCAAGCUACCAUGACCCCCAACACAAGUGUAUUCGGCGCACCUUCGACUACUCCUAACAGCACUCCUCCUAAUAAUCCUUUUGGCGCGCCAUCGUCGAUAUCAUCACCCGCUGCGAAUGUAUUUGGAAAGCCAAUGGGCACGUCUUCUGCCGGGACUACAGCAUCAAAUCCAUUUGGGAAGCCUAGCUCCACCCUAUUUGGGAGCCCUUCUACGAAACCAGCCAACAACCCCUUCGAGAAACCAGCUGGAGGCGUAUUUGGGGCAGCUCCAGUAACUUCCUCGACAUUUGGCGCUAAGAGCAAUGGAUUUCCAAGUACAGACUCCAAACCGACCCAAAAUCCACCUUUCAAUUCCUUUGGAGCACCUACAGCAUCUCCUUCUAUUCCAGCUCCAUCUCAAAAUGUUACGUCGGCGGGAUUUGGAACCCGCUUUGCGUCCCCGUACACACCCAAGAAUGCUUUCAAUAAGCCAGUCACAAAUGGCCAGACUUCAAAAGCCCUCUUCUCAAAUCCUCCAGCUCAGGCGACACCUUCGGCCAGCACGAACAUCGAUAGCAGUGCUUUGGCGAAGGAAAUAUAUCAAACCAUCAGAAAAGACCGUAUAACGGCGCCGAAGUGGCCUACACCUAGCCCUGGGGAUCCGAAAUUCAAACCAGCGAUUGAGACAUAUUGGAAAGCUUCAAAAUCAUACAGAAGCGAAGUUCGCGUAAGUUUAAUUAAGGCUGGCUUACUCGAUGAUCCCGAUAAACCCAAGAAACUGAGCGAAGCAAUUGACUUUAAAGGAAUAUGCGAAGAGAUGUGCCCAGAUUUCGAAAAAGCGACCCGAAUUUACGAACGCGACUACAAGUCAGCCGAGACGGAAAUUGGGCCAGAUGGAUCAUCAGUCGUUGCACCUUAUAAGAUGGUGAAGGCACUGGCAAGAUCAGCUGCCGGGCAGGACGCGCCUUUACCGAUGGACGUGAGAUCCCCUGGAGCACUGAGAAGAACCCUGGAUUACCUCUUGAAUUCUGUUCUGGGUGAUGAUGAAAAUAACCUUCCAAAUGUCCAUCACUUUCUCUGGGAUCGCACUCGGGCGAUCCGUCGGGAUUUUGUUUUUCAAUCGUCGAUGGAUUCUGCCGAAAUGCUUGAUCAAGUAUAUUGCCUGGAACGUAUCGCCCGAUUUCAUGUCAUAUCACUGCAUCGAAUGUCGAAAGAUGGGGUGUCUCCAGCGGAGGAAUUUUCGGAGCAGCAAGAGGUGGAACAAUUGUCAAAAGCUCUACUUUCUCUGAUACACUCUUACGAUGACUGCAAGGCCCAGAAUAUUACUUGUGAGAAUGAGAGCGAAUUUAGAGCUUACUAUGCUCUUUUCAACUGUAGGCAUCCAGGGAUGUUACAAACUGUGCAGGAUUGGGGCUUCAAAUUAUUCAGGGAAUCGGACGAGAUACAGACCGCCCUAAGCCUGAUUGAAGCAAUACAAAAUAUUUGGGAUGCACGCGGCCCUCUUACUCCUCAAACGCCUACCGACAUCGCGCAAAACUUCUACGCCAAGUUCUUCACCAUUCUUGAGGACAAGCAAGUUUCUUACACCAUGGCCUGUUUUGCAGAAAUUCAUUUCAACUCUGUCCGAAAAUCUAUACUGAAAACGAUACUCGCUUCAUAUCGUAAGCAGCGAGAUCAGACCAAAGAUUGGACAUUGGCAAAACUGAAUGCUUUUCUUAGGUUUGAUGAGGAGGAUGACAUUAUAGUUUUUGGUGAGGCAUAUGGUCUGAGGUUUGAUCACGUUGAUGGAGAGGAUGUCUUGUCUUUUGAGUCAGACGAAGGAAUAAAGGAUCCUUUCCCGCCUUUGAAGCAGGCCCACUCAUAUAAGCUUGUUGAGCAUAAGCGUGGUAAUUACUCCUUACCAGAAGCUAUCAACAAUAAUGUUUUUGAUGAAACUCUGGAAGAGCAAGCUACUCAAGAAGAAGAGGAAAGUUUGUUCGUAAGUAACGACAAGACUGAAACCACGGCACCAAUGCUCCCCCCGAUUGCAGACACCCCAAUUAUUGGAAAGCAACCUCCAAGCUUUUCUUCAAGUCCUCCAACCGAUCCCCCAAAGGUGGAUAUUGCUACUCCUUCAACCUCGAUCCUGAACGGAAUCCCGUCACAAAAGCCAUUCAAUGGUUUUUUCCCACCAAAACCCCCAGUUUCGCCAGCUGGAACCGUGCCAGAAGUGCCACAGACUGUCGUUUCCAAACCCUCAGCACUAUAUUCCAAUCCGUUGGACAAAGUACAGAGUCCCAACGUAAAUGGCCGAACAGAAUUAACACCAUCCGUAUCGACUCUCACGAUCAAGUCCGGCAAUGAAUCCCAUAAAUCAGCUACCACGGCCAACAUCUCCUCCUCAUUCACCUUUCCGUCAACAGCAACUGACACGCCUUCGACGGGGACUAACUCUACUCCUCCAGUCUUCGGUUCGAAUCUCCCCAGCGCUCAACUAGGCUCAAGCCCAAAGGCACCUAUAUUAUUCGGGGUCCCUCCAGCGUCUACUAUCCCCCCAGUCUCGAAACCUGCAAUCAAUUCGUCUCAAAUUGAAGGACAAAGAUCGUUUUCUGCACCAAACCAGACUAACAAAGAUUUGUUCCCGAAAGUUCCAGCGCCUGCUCCACUACCAGCUCAGGUACCAGCAUCAGGGGCCCCUUAUGGAUCAUUCCAGCCAAAUGUGCCCAGCAUACCAAAUCUCACUACGAAUCCCAGCCUUGGAACCCUCCAAGCCACUCCUAAUUCCUCAAGCGAAAUCAAAAAGCGUCAUAAAUAUGACCGUGAAGCACAACUUACUGGUCUAACAAACUGGAUGGUCCUUGGAGAGCAUGGACUUGUUGAUCAGUUCUUGUCGUUCACGGUCGAGAAUCUGUUGAAGGGGACUGUCGAGGUAUACCUCAAAGAAGAAGCUCAGCGACAGUCACUUGAGCAGGAAAAAUCGGACAGAAUAGAAGCGGACGCUUUCAGAUAUCGAUCGCUCGCUACCAGGUACUUCAAUCGGUGGCGAAAUGGUGCUCAGAAUCUGCGCAUGAAACGUAGAGGUAGGGAAGCUCGUCAAGCUCGGCGGGCGAUGGCCGAAAAUUUACGCGCAUCAAAAACAUUACAAUCGACGAAUAUCGUCCAAGAUUUCAGGGCUUCGGCUAGAUCUCAUCGGCGAGAAAGCCUGGAGAGCCUUUUGGGUGCUACUGGUGUUUUGGAUGGCGUUCACGAUCAAAACAAACAGCUCCAGGCAAUUGUGCGGAAAGAGGUAAAAGUAAAUGGCACAAAGCGACAUCGGUCAAAUAAAGCCGCGAGACCCAGCUCAAGCUCAAGUCACCAUAAACGAGGGGGAUCAGACAAUCCACUACGACGUUCUAUCCUAUCUGACCCUACCUAUUUGACCGGUGGAUCUAGGAUACAUUUGAUGGACAAAUACGACAUAAAGGAUGAGACCAGACGACAAGUCAGUGGUGUACAGACCGACUACUUCCGAUUGAAGGCAAGAGGGAUUGCGACGCUUAGUGAUGGUACACCACUGGCGACAUCAGUGGCCCACAACAUGCUUCACCAGAAGCGAUCAUAUGAUGGGCCUCUCAACCAGGUGACAACACCGCCACGUUCAAGGGUAUCAUCAAUUGCACGGAGUGUCCCAUCCAAGAUAGCAAUGGACCAGGAUUUUAGGCUGAGCAUUGAUGGGAAUGAAGACAUACAAGCCUUGAAGAGGAGGGCUCAGGCUGUAAUGCAGAACGACGAGAGAUCCCAACUAAAGAGGUCUCUCCACGAUGAUGAUGAUGAUGCUCUUUUCGAGCGGGCAAGAAGAGUUCGAGAACAGAUGAACGAAGGAAUGAAGUGGUAUCGAGAAGAGAGGGAGAAGGAAUCGGGAAGCAGAAGUGUAUCUUAGUACUUGGAAGUUGCAUAUGCAUUCUGUUUGGCGUUUGUUUGGCAGAGCAGGGCGGAAUGAAAAUUCAUGCGUCGAAGUGAGAAGGUGGAGAUAACCCUCCUCGCCAGCGGUUAUUUCAAUUUUUCAAUUUUUCAUCUUUCUUUUGAGAUACAAGGCGUUCUCGGCAAGGGAGGUGGGAGUUUGUUUGCUUUGUUUUGUUUGUUUGUAUAUACGUUGUACGUCCUGAUGCCGGGCUUGGGCUAGACGUGUAUGUACUCUAGCGUAGCCGAGCGCAUGAGCGAGUGGGGAUUUAAGUGAUGAACGUUAAGGAAUCAGGAUGGAUACUGAGACUGGAAUGGCGGAUGGAAAACGAAAUUCGAAUCUUUCAAACCUUAUCGAUCCCGUCGUUGCUGGAUGGCUUUUGUGAGAAUCAGGUCUGGAUCCUCACUAAGAGCCCUAGUUCGUCCCGAUGUGAUGGGAUGGAUCAACUACUGUCAAUUCGGUUACGUGAUCCGAGUACAAUCAUGGAGUUCGCACCACGCCAGCCCAGCCACUCGGAGAAGACCGUGUGGGUUGUGGUGUGUGUCAGAUCUGUCCGGAUACACACAUCCGGGAAUACCUCAGAAAGUCGGUGAAGGAAUCUGGGAAGGAUUCGAGGUGUGCGAAUUAAAGAGUGAACUUGAUUGAAUUGGAUUGGAUUGAAUUUGAUUGAAGACGGGAUACGGAGGUACACGAAAAAAAGAAAGACGUUACAUCAGAUCGCCAUGGCAUCUCUUGGCUCAUAGACAAGCUUUUCUACCAAGACGGGAGCGGACCCUGCCAAGGGAAUCUGAUGAGAUGGAGGUGGAUCUAUCCAGUUAUAUGCGUGGGAUUUGGGUAUGCCAAGGGACCAAGGGAUGGGGGAAAGCUUGGUUGUGUUUGUGUUUGUGGGGGAUAUGGGAUGAAAUGGAGGGUUCUCGGGUGUCACUGGAUGGAAGUAGGAUAGGUUAGGCUAGGUAGGCGAUGAUAGAAUAGAUUGAACGAUUGUUUAUUCAUUCGAUUGUUAGAUUGUAGAAUAGCUACAUCCCCUCGUAUCCAUCAAUAUCUCCAUCAAGCACCACCUAGUAAUCAAGUGCAGCAAAUUACAACUCAUGGAUUCCUCCCAUCGAUGAGAACACCCAUUCUAUCCCCCUCCAUCCCAUUUACCGUAUCCGUUUGCUAUCAUGGGAUCGAAGUGAUUGACGGAGUGUUUUUCGUCUGGAGGAAUUUGAGUCCGAGGAAGGCCAGGGGUUUAGCAGCAUGAUUCUUCGCAGCCGCAGCAGCAGCAGUCGCAGCCUGCUUCUUCACCUCCGCGCAUGGAGACUUCGCUGGUCAUUCCUGGGGUGGCGAUCUGAGGGUAUUAGAUGGUUUGUUUACUUGUUUUGUUUGUUUGUUGAAGGUUUGAUGAGAUGGAUGGAUAGGAAGGGGAACUUACUGGUUGGGCCGUCUCAAUGGUGGGAGUUUCGAUCGUCAUUUGUUCGGUGACUUGGGUGGGUUGCUCGUUGAUGGAUGGCAUGGUGAGGGAUUUUAGUUAUAGACUGUGAUAGCGAGAUCGUUAGGAUUUGUGUGCUUUUGUUGUUGUUAGAUGAGGGGUAUACCUUUGAUAUCUGGAAGUUUGUAAAUACUUGAUGAAAGUUUGGAGAUUUGGAUGUUGGUGCUUCUGGGUUUUGUGGGGGAGGAAGGGAUGUGAGUAAGUAAGUAGGUAAGCAAGGAGUAAUCAGGUGAGUAAGUAAGUGAGUGGCUUGCAU
Messenger RNA from Hymenoscyphus albidus, 6365 nucleotides. Lineage: Eukaryota; Fungi; Ascomycota; Leotiomycetes; Helotiales; Helotiaceae. The record is from the annotation of a GenBank genome assembly.